Messenger RNA from Closterium sp. Naga37s-1, 3087 nucleotides. The record is from the annotation of a GenBank genome assembly. NCBI's taxonomy places the organism in Eukaryota, Viridiplantae, Streptophyta, Zygnematophyceae, Desmidiales, Closteriaceae.
AUGGCGGGUCCACUCUCACACAAACCUCCAACUCCACUCCAGACACCGCCAUGGGCGGUCCCGCGGCGCAGCCCAAAGGAGGACGACGCGGAACGACCGUGGGGAGCCCAAGCCUCCAACGGACGCGGUUUGCGCCGAGCUUCCACGGAGCGCGCAGCGACCAUGGACUCACUGCCGUCAGUCCUGCCGCUGGAUGCGGGAAAUGCGGCAGAGCAGCGGUCCCCCGGCGACUCACAGUCUCCGUGGCCAGCAGCCGACUUCCUCCGCGGCCCUUUUGACGGCCACGCGGCAGCGGAGCCGGCGAUCCACUCCACCGAAUCUCCUUCCGCUCCAAGCAACGACCCCCCCGCGCCCCCCGCUCCCCUAGAAGCUCCUUCCGCGCCCGCUCCCUCCGCCGCCAUGCCGCAUUCCUCUUCCGCCGCCGCCACUGCCCCUGCAGCAGGCGCGCCUGUAUCGAGCGCGCCUGUGACGAGCGCGGGCGCAUCGAGCGCGGCGAUGGCGGAGCAGUACCGCGCGCUGCUGGAGAAGGCGUACGGGAAGUUUGCGCGGCUGCGCGAGCUGCCGCUGUACGGGCGGCAGCGGUGGGAGGCGCACUUCCACAAGGCCUUCAGCGUCUACUCGCGCCUCUGGCGCUUCCAGCAAGAGCACCGCGCGCGCCUCGUCGAGAUGGGCCUCAAGCGGUGGGAGAUCGGCGAGAUCGCGUCACGCAUAGGGCAGCUGUACUACAACUACUAUCUGCGCACGGGCGACGCGAGCUACCUGCUAGAGGCGUUCAUAUUCUACGACGCCAUUCACAGGCGCGAGUAUUUCAGAGAGGCGGCGCGCAGCGAGGCGGCGGUGGCGCACAAGCAGCUGCGGUGGCUGGCGCGGUUCACAGUGGUGUGUGUGCUGCUGGGGCGGCGGGACAUGCUGCGCCACCUGCUCUGGCAGCUGCGCAUGGCCGUCGAUGACUACUCCCGCUCCUUCCAGGCAUCAGAUGCAGCGGAGUGGAAGGGCGUGGUGCACGAGGCGGUGCGCUUCCUGCGCGCCGACUGGCCGUCCGACUGCCCGCGGCCGCUGCGCUACAGCGUGCUGCUCGACCCGCCCCCCGGCGCCCUCCCCCCCGUCGCCGCCCUCAUGCUGCCCGCCGCCCCGCGCGCGCUCUCCCUGCAGGAGGUCGUUCUCACCAGCUUCUAUCCCCUCGAGGUCAAGCUGAGCGAGGUCACACUGGACGCCUUCCGCAUGCUACAGGCGGUGGAGUGGCUGCCCUCGGGUUUCUUCCUGCCCUCCAAGCAAGGCGGCGUCGCCACGCAGGGCUUCACCGCCACGGGCGGCGCGGGCGGCGGGGGCGGCGAGGGGCCGCGGCUGGUGGGUGGCGCGGAGGAGAACGUGGUGGAUCCGAGCCUGCCGCCCAACCCGCAUAAGUACGUGCUGCACCGCCCGUCCGUGCCGCACCUGCUCAUGGUGCUGGCAACGGCAGUGGAGGAGCUACCUGCUGAUGCCGCCCUACUGCUCUACCUCUCUGCUGCCGGCUCCCUCGCCCCCACUGCUGCCCCCGCCCUUGCCUCCUCCUCGCAAUCUCCUGCUGCCUCCACUGCUGCUGCUAGCAGUGCUGCCGUGGCGCCAGAGGCAGCUGCUGUGGGUGGCGCCCCUGCAGCAGCAGCAGCGACGGCAGAGGCAGCAGAGGGUGGCGCUGGUGGCAGCACAGAGGGCAGAGCGGACAGCAGCAGUGCGUGCAGUGGGGCCGUUGACUCUGAAGGGGGUGGCGGGGCGCAUGAGGGGGAGCAGGCACACGGGGGCGAGGGGGAUGGGGGCGUGGCGGGAGGGGGCGUGUGGGUGAGGGCGAGGGGGGAGGGCGAGGCGGCGAGCAUGUGCUGUCUGCUGCCGGCUGACAUCGUGCCCUUCACCCGCCGCCCACUCGUGCUCAUUGUCGACAGUGACAAUAGCGCUGCCUUCCAGUGGCUGGGUGGCAGGGAGCGAGGAGAGCCGUGCGCCAUGCUGCUCUCGCCCCGCCUGCAGCCCGACAUCAGCACCGCUCCCCGCCCCUCUCAACCUUCCUCCACCACUGCCACCACUCCUGCCGCAACCAAUGCUGGUGGCACCGUCCCUCCCUCCUCUCAAUCCGCCUCGGCUGUUGCUGACACGGCAGCAGAGCCUCCGGCUACUGUCAAUACUGGCCCUGCUUCUAUCCCCUCCACUGCACCGUCUGCUGCCCCCACGUCUGAACCCCCCUCCUCCUCCCCCACCUCCGCUGCAGCGCCCGCCGCCUCCCUCGCCACGGCCACGCACCUGGCGGGCGGCAAUCUCUUCACGCUCUUCCUCACCGCCCCUCUGCAGGCCUUCUGCCGCCUCACUGCCGUGCCCCUGCCCGACAUUCCCAAGGAGCAGUACAUGGGGUGGGAGCGGCAGCUGGCCAUGCUGCUGUCGCAGUGGGGCUCAUCUCUCGCUGCGUGCCCCACGCUGCCCCUGGCCUGGGCGCGCCUGCUGCUCGACCCCUUCCUGCGCCUCUUCCUCCUCAGGUUCAUCUUUGCACGUGCAGUGCUCUCACUGCAUGUCUCCUACGCCACCCGCCCGGCCUUCCAUCCCCACUGCCACCCACCCCUGCCGCCCACAACCCUCCCCUCCCACCCCUCCAUCUACUCCGCCGUCCGCCACCUCGCACAGCUGUGUGGUGUUGCCGCCCAGUUCCUGCCGCCCGACAGCAGCGCCGGCCAAUCGUCACUGCCGGAAAAGGACGAGCGACCUGAGGUGGUGGGUGGUGCUGCUGGGGGGGCUGAUGUUGAAGCAGUGGGGGCAGUGGGACGUUUUGAAGGAGGGGAGGGUGGGGAGAGAAGGGGCGGCAGUGGUGCAGAGUCAGGUGACAGCACUAUUACAGGCACGGGCACAGAGGGUGGGAGUAAGAGUGGGGAUGAGGGAGGGAGCGUUGUGAGUAUGGAAGAGAAGAGGCAGCGGUUUGCGGCGGGGAGGAGCGGAGGGGUGCCGGUGCUGGGCGGCUUGGGAUUUGAUUCUUUCAGACAAGACCUGCCGCUUGCGGGCGGCACUGCAGUGCAGCGAGGGAGUGAGGCAGAGGGCGAGUGGGAGCGCCCUGCUGUGGGGCGCGAGGGAUGA